This is a messenger RNA of Closterium sp. NIES-65, 1386 nucleotides long. The record is from the annotation of a GenBank genome assembly. Lineage: Eukaryota; Viridiplantae; Streptophyta; Zygnematophyceae; Desmidiales; Closteriaceae.
AUGACCCCGCCCCUUUCUCCCGCUUUGCAUCUUCCCGCCCCAUUCUCCCGCUUUCCAUCACCCCGCCCCAUUCUCCCGCUUUCCAUCACCCCACCCCAUUCUCCCACUUUCCAUCACCCCGCCCCAUUCUCCCCCCUUCCAUCACCCCGCCUCUUUCUACCUCCUUCCAUCACCCCGCCCCAUGCUCCCGCUUUCCAUCACCCCGCCCCAUUCUCCCGCUUUUCAUCACCCCGCCCCAUUCUCCCGCUUUCCAUCACCCCGCCCCAUUCUCCCGCUUUCCAUCACCCCGCCCCAUUCUCCCUCCUUCCAUCACCCCGCCCCAUUCUCCCUCCUUCCAUCACCCCACCCCAUUCUCCCGCUUUCCAUCACCCCGCCCCAUUCUCCCGCUUUCCAUCACCCCGCCCCAUUCUCCCAUCACCCCGCCCCAUUCACCCGCUUUCCAUCACCCGCCCCAUUCUCCCGAUUUCCAUCACCCCGCCCCAUUCUCCCGCUUUCCAUCACCCCGCCCCAUUCUCCCGCUUUCCAUCACCCCGCCCCAUUCUCCCGCUUUCCAUCACCCAGCCCCAUUCUCCCACUUUCCAUCACCCCGCCCCAUUUUCCCGCUUUCUAUCAAGCUGCCCCAUUCUCACGCUUUCCAUCACCCUGCCCCAAUCUCCCGCUUUCCAUAACCCCGCCCCAUUCUCCCUCCUUCCAUCACCCAGCCCCAUUCUCCCGCUUUCAAUCACCCCGCCCCAUUCUCCCGCUUUCCAUAACCCCGCCCCAUUCUCCCUCCUUCCAUCACCUGCCCCGGUCUCCCUCCUUCCAUCACCCCGCCCCUUUCUCCCUACUUCCAUCACCCCGCCCUAUUCUCCCGCUUUCCAUCAGCCCACCCCAUUCUCCCGCUUUCCAUCACCCCGCCCCAUUAUCCCGCUUUCCAUCACCCCGCCCCAUUCUCCCGCUUUCCAUCACCCCGCCCCAUUCUCCCGCUUUCCAUCACCCUGCCCCAUUCUCCCGCUUUCCAUCACCCCGCCCCAUUCUCCCGCUUUCCAUCACCCCGCCCCAUUCUCCCGAUUUCCAUCUCCCCACCCCAUUCUCCCUCCUUCCAUCACCCUGCCCAAUUCUCUCUAUUUCCAUCACCGCUCCCUAUUCUCCCUCUUUCCAUCACCCCGCCCCAUUCUCCCGCUUUCCAUUAACCCGCCCCAUUCUCCCGCUUUCCAUCAACCCGCCCCAUUCUCCCGCUUUCCAUCAUUCCGCCCCAUUCUCUCGCUUUCCAUCACCCCGCCCAAUUCUCCCUCUUUCCAUCACCCCGCCCCGUUCUCCCGCUUUCCAUCACCCCGCCCCGUUCUCCCGCUUUCCAUCACCUCGCCCCAUUCUCCCCCUUUCCAUCACCUUGCAACAAGGGCCUAG